This is a messenger RNA of Morchella importuna, 735 nucleotides long. RefSeq lists its product as uncharacterized. Lineage: Eukaryota; Fungi; Ascomycota; Pezizomycetes; Pezizales; Morchellaceae. The coding region runs from base 1 to 735 and encodes 244 amino acids. Gene Ontology annotation, biological process: positive regulation of transcription by RNA polymerase II. The transcript has 4 exons. Gene Ontology annotation, molecular function: DNA-binding transcription factor activity, RNA polymerase II-specific; RNA polymerase II cis-regulatory region sequence-specific DNA binding; protein dimerization activity. The record is from RefSeq and is a predicted model, not a curated record.
AUGUCUGACAACGACCCGCAACCAUCCCCCGGUCCCCACGACGACUCGGGCCCGAACGCCUCAGCUCUCUCAGCUGGCAACGGCGUCCCGAACGCGCAAUCCGGUCUCAACUCUGCCGGUAACGACAAUCGCGGCAUCAAGCGAUCCCGACCGAAUCAAGAUGACGACGAUGAUGAUGAGGAUUCAAAGCCUGGUCGCGAACGUCGCAAAAUUGAGAUUAAGUUUAUCCAGGACAAGUCGCGCAGACACAUUACUUUCUCUAAACGAAAGGCUGGUAUUAUGAAGAAGGCAUAUGAAUUGUCUGUUUUGACAGGAACCCAAGUUCUUUUGCUCGUUGUCUCCGAGACCGGAUUGGUCUAUACUUUUACUACUCCAAAGCUACAGCCAUUAGUUACCAAGGCUGAAGGCAAAAAUCUCAUUCAGGCCUGUCUUAAUGCUCCCGAGCCCCAUACUGCAGACAAUGGCGUUCCCGAGGCCGACUCUGUUGAAUCUCCUGAGGAACCCCAACACGCUCCUUUACCCCAACAGCCACGCGCUGUCCCAAUGCCCGUAGGCCCCGGAGUACCCGGAGGCCCAUACAUGCAGAUGCCAGACAAUGCCCAUGCUCAGGCCCAAGCCUAUCAGCAGUACAUGCAACAGCAGGCUGCUAUCCAACAAACCCAAGCCCAGCGUGCGGGAUACAUGCCACAGCAACACGCUCAGAUGCAGCAACCCCACCCUACACAGUCAUCGUGA